GGAUGCAAUAUCCUGAGCAGAGAUAUCAACGAACGCUCGAAGGGUAUAAAUACUUAGAGACUAGAUAAAAUCCUUACUAUAUACACGGCCAACAACUUCCAGGUACUGUAAAAGACCUGAGCCGGAUUGAGGAAGCCCGGAAAAUGUAUGAAUGAGCUCUCGAAGGGAAGGAGGAGGCAUGGGGAUUGGACCACAUAUCCACCCUGGAUAUUAUUAACAAUCUCGGCACACUCCUUUCACGAGAGGGCUGGACGAAAGAUGCUGAGCAGCAGUAUCUGGCAAAGCGACCAAAGGAUAUAAGGGCACGGGGGCAAGGUGACUCUUCCACUGUGGACGCCGCUUACAGCCUUGGAUUACUGCAUCUCAGGCUAGGUUGCAUGAAGGAUGCUGAGCUGAUGUAUCAGCGAGCUCAUAUGCUAUUAAUAAGUUACUGGUUGACCGCCUGUCUCUCGUCAUGCCUAUUCUGGUAUGAACAUCCGACUGAGGUCACAGCUUCAACUACGGCAUCUGAUAUAAGACCGUAUGUCAAGAUUGAAGCAUGGCCCCUCGUCGUGAGGUCGAGACCGUGACAGAGCAUAACGGAGCGCAAAAUUGCCUGGGCAAUUGCAAACCAACACUCUCUCUACUCUUCAUUUCCUUGAUGAACUGAGGUCACCGUGCAAGCCCGACAAAGAAGCCGCCAGCACGGUGUCUCACUCGCGAACUUUAAGAACGCUGAUAUAACCUCGCCAAGGCACAAGCUGGCGGUCCCAAUUCCGCCUCCAGAUUUCAAAGAACCGCUCUCUCUGACACCAAUCGGGACCCAGCCAUUCUCCAAAAGAUCAAGAGAAUCUUAAAUAGCGUAAGCUUUAGGCAACAUCUAUCGUUACGCCAAGAGAGUAAAUGUAAAAUGGUCCCAUCGCGUGCGGGUAAGUCGGCAUUUG
Aspergillus alliaceus is the source of this 923-nucleotide messenger RNA. RefSeq lists its product as uncharacterized. The transcript has 2 exons. The record is from RefSeq and is a predicted model, not a curated record. Bases 378 to 569 code for a protein of 63 amino acids. Lineage: Eukaryota; Fungi; Ascomycota; Eurotiomycetes; Eurotiales; Aspergillaceae.